Messenger RNA from Marmota flaviventris (yellow-bellied marmot), 2704 nucleotides. RefSeq names its product golgi phosphoprotein 3 (gene Golph3). Lineage: Eukaryota; Metazoa; Chordata; Mammalia; Rodentia; Sciuridae. Gene Ontology annotation, biological process: Golgi organization; retrograde vesicle-mediated transport, Golgi to endoplasmic reticulum; Golgi to plasma membrane protein transport. The record is from RefSeq and is a predicted model, not a curated record. Gene Ontology annotation, cellular component: Golgi cisterna; cytosol; trans-Golgi network. Gene Ontology annotation, molecular function: phosphatidylinositol-4-phosphate binding.
GGAAGGCCUCUGCCGCCGCCUCCGCUGGGGAGCUUGGGUUGUGUUGGGGCAGCGGCCGGCAGGAAGGCGCUCAUCUCCCGCCCUGCCGACGCCGGUCCCACCCGCUUCACCCCGACCUGUCUCCUCAUGACUGCUCCCGGACCAGUUGCCGACCGACGUCGCCCCAGAACAGUGAUUUAACACGGAAGCCCGGGUCGGGGGCCGCGGGGGAAGGAGGAGGAGGUGGAGGAGGAGGAGGGAGACCCGGUCGGUCCCGCGUCCCUCUCGGCCCGGCGCGGCUCCUUGGCCCGAGCCAUGACCUCGCUGACCCAACGCAGCUCGGGCUUGGUGCAGCGGCGCACCGAGGCCUCCCGUAACGCCGCCGACAAGGAGCGGGCGGCGGGCGGCGGCAGCGGCAGCGGCGAGGACGACGCUCAGAGCCGCCGCGACGAGCAAGACGACGACGACAAGGGCGACUCCAAGGAAACGCGGCUGACCCUGAUGGAGGAGGUGCUCCUGCUGGGCCUCAAGGACCGAGAGGGUUACACAUCAUUUUGGAAUGACUGUAUAUCAUCUGGAUUACGUGGCUGUAUGUUAAUUGAAUUAGCAUUGAGAGGAAGGUUACAACUAGAGGCUUGUGGAAUGAGACGUAAAAGUCUUUUAACAAGAAAGGUGAUCUGUAAGUCCGAUGCACCAACAGGGGAUGUUCUUCUGGAUGAAGCUCUAAAGCAUGUUAAGGAGACUCAACCUCCAGAAACAGUCCAGAACUGGAUUGAAUUACUUAGUGGUGAGACAUGGAAUCCAUUAAAAUUGCAUUAUCAAUUAAGAAACGUGAGGGAACGAUUAGCUAAAAACCUGGUGGAAAAGGGUGUACUGACGACAGAGAAACAGAACUUCCUACUUUUUGACAUGACGACACAUCCUCUCACCAAUAACAACAUUAAGCAGCGCCUCAUCAAGAAGGUACAAGAAGCUGUUCUUGACAAAUGGGUGAAUGACCCUCACCGCAUGGACAAGCGCUUGCUGGCUCUCAUUUACUUAGCCCAUGCCUCGGAUGUCCUGGAGAAUGCCUUUGCACCUCUUCUGGACGAGCAAUAUGACUUAGCUACCAAGAGAGUGCGGCAGCUUCUUGACUUAGACCCCGAGGUAGAAUGUCUGAAGGCCAACACCAACGAGGUUCUGUGGGCAGUGGUGGCGGCAUUCACCAAGUAACUCUGUCGGAAUGAAAUGUUUCCUUUCUUUCAUGUAAACCAGUAGUUUUUCUUCUAUUGACUUCUGGUUUUCUGCAGUUUGUACUUUCCCACACUAUAAUUGGCUUUUGUUUUAUAAAAUGGUGGGUGGCUUUUUCUUUUUGUAUGUAUGCAGGAUUCUGCUGGUACGAGAGGCCUUCCUCUUUCUGUUUUUAACAAAUUUACUGCCAUAUUGGCAUUCCAUUCCCUGUUUCCAUUCUCACUGUUACCUGUUUUGGGUUUCUGAUGUACUUUGUCUUCAAAGUACUUCCAGUCACCUCACGUGCACAGUUUCUGGAUUACCUCAACUUGAGUUUUCCCACAUGUGCAUGUCCAUCUAUAUCAUUCUGCCUACAAUUCAGACAGAAGUCACAACAAGGCCUUCAACUCACCAAAGGUAAAUAUCUGUAUCUAUUAGGACAUUUUAUACAUAGACCUCAGUUGAGAUGUAUACUUAGCAAAAUUAUUUUUAAAUUGAGACAGCACAGUAAAUACUUAAUAUAAAAUGCCCCUUGGAUUUUUGCUUCCCAUGUAAAUCUAUUGUAUUAUUAUUCUUGUUAUAAUUUUAACUAUUAAAUCAUAAAGGUCCAGUUGUUUCACAAAGCCAGUUUGGGAUGAGCUGCAUUCCAGUUAAGCUGUAUAUAGUUUGAAUUAUAUAUAAAUUACUCCUUCUUCUGGCCACCCUGCCUCCAUCUUAGUAUUUUGCAAGAUUUGAUUAGUUGUACACCUGGUGCCCCUUACUAGCUUCAGUCAUUGUUAUUUGAUGGCAAAAUAGACCUCUCAUCAUUGAAAGAGAGAAAAAAAUGUGUAUCUGAUUGGUGCUGGGAUUUUUUUGAGCUCUGCCGUUCACGGUACUCUUUGCCUUUGCAUCUGUUUUUGGAUUUUUUUUUUUUUUGGAGGGGGUGUGUCUUAACUGUCCUUAUGAUUUCUGUAGGGAAGAGGCUUGUGACCAGUACUAAUCUUGAGUACAGUUUUUUUCUGUCAACAAGUAAAUUAAUGUCUGCUUCGAAAUGUCACUUAACUACUUACACUUCCUUGGGGGAAAAAAAAAUCAAAUGUCAGUCCUAGCAGAUGUUGCAUGUAAAUUGGUAGCAAGUAAUGACUACAACUCAGAUGAUUAAGAAUUUUGUAACAGAAAGCUCUGCUGUUUUAAUUUUUUAUAUGCAAUUAUGAUAAUUAGCACAUUGUAAGACUAGAAACCUUUGCUUUUAAAGUUUAUUUUUACUAUUUCUUUAUCACUGUUUAUCAUACCACCAUUGGUUUCAUAAUGUAAAUACUAUACAUUGAACAAAUUAAAUGUCAAUUUUUUAUUACUAUAGUUCAUGUUAAUAGUGGGGCUUUCAGGUGUUUAGGAAUUUCUUUGGUUAACAUUCAUUGCAAAAGUACUAGAUGGUGUAUAACUCUAGAGUUGAAUUUUAAGGGAUUCCCUAAUAUGUAUACUAUCUUUUUAUCUGAAAUAAUAAAUAAACUAUGAUCUUGAAAGUGCCUGAAUCAGA